UUUCCUGAGCGCUCCCAAUGAACCCUGCUGCGGCUGCGGAUCUUACCUGGAGGUUCCGUUCUAGCUCUUGCCCAGGUGUUCUUGUCUUUAUUUUGUUCCAUCUGCUGUCCCACAGCCCUGCGUAGGCUCACAUCUAGGUCUCUACACUACUGAGCAUUACCUCCCUGAGCCCAUGUUUCCUGUCUGUAAAACGGAUAAUCAUCCACCCGCCAGAAUUACUAAAGGAAUUAGAGUAGUAUUCAACUGCCGGGGCCUGCCCCGCUAAAGAUCGGUUGUGAGCGGCAUCUUCCACGGUCAUCCUCAGUGACCUGUGAGGCCCCUGGGUCGGGGGGGGGACGAGGGGAGGUCCUGCCCCUCGCGUGCGUCACGCGGCCCCGCCCCGCCCCUUGUGACGUUGCGUGGCAGCGAGCGCACCUUCGCACUCCGGCCGCCUGCCUGCCUCGAGACCCUAGCUCGCACCGCACCGGAGCUUGGCCCGUUAGAGGUUCUUUGGUCCGGGAAACGCGGGCCGAUCUUCCGGAACCAUGAGAAAGCUAGCUACUGGCAUCCUCUCACUCCUGAAAGUGCUGCUCCUGCUUCUGCCACCUGCUCCAGCCCAGGACUCAACUUCGACUGCCACUCCAGGCAGCCCUCUCUCCUUUACCGAAUACGAACGCUUCUUCGCUCUGCUGACCCCAACCUGGAAGGCAGAGACCACCUGCCGCCUCCGUGCAACCCAUGGCUGCCGGAACCCCACUCUUGUACAGCUGGACCAAUAUGAAAACCACGGCUUGGUGCCAGACGGUGCUGUCUGCUCUGACCUCCCUUAUGCCUCCUGGUUUGAGUCCUUCUGCCAGUUUACUCAGUAUCGUUGCUCCAACCAUGUCUACUAUGCCAAGAGAGUCCGGUGCUCCCAGCCAGUCUCUAUCCUCUCGCCUAACACUCUCAAGGAGGUAGAGACUGCAUCAGAAGCUUCUUCCACCACCAUGACCUCCCCCAUGGCAUCCCAUGCCACAGCCACAGAACGACAGGUCUUCCAGCCUUGGCCUGAGCGGCUUAACAACAAUGUGGAAGAGCUGCUUCAAUCCUCAUUGUCCCUGGGAGGCCAGGAGCAACCAUCUGAUCCCAAGCAAGGCCAGGAACAACACAAGCAAGAGCAACUUCAAGAACAUAAGCAGGAAGAAGGACAGGAGCAAGAAGAACAAGAGGAGGAGGAAGAAGAGGAAGAGGGAAAGCAGGAAGAGGGGCAGGGGACCGAAGAGGCACUGGAGACUAUGUCUAGUCUGCAGACAGACACAAAGCCCAAGUUUCAGUCUGAAUUUUUGACUUCUAAUCCAUCUUCCUUCACUCCCCGGGUCCGAGAAGUAGAAUCUGCUCCUAUGGUGGACAACAUCCAGGAGCUUAUUCGAUCAGCCCAGGAAAUGGAUGCAAUGAAUGAAAUGUAUGAUGAGGAUUCCUACUGGAGAAGCCAAAACACUGGCAGCCUCCUGCAGCUGCCCCACACGGAGGCCCUGCUGGUGCUGUGCUAUUCCAUUGUGGAGAAUACCUGCAUCAUAACCCCCACAGCCAAGGCCUGGAACUACUUGGAGGAGGAGGUCCUUGGUUUCGGGAAGUCGGUCUGUGACAAUCUUGGGCGCCGACACACAUCUACCUGUCCCCUCUGUGCCUUCUGCUCCCUGAAGCUGGAGCAAUGCCAAUCAGAGAGCAACUUGCAGCGGCGGCAGUGUGACCCUUUCCACAGGACACCCUUUGUCAGCCCCUUGCUCACAGCCCAGAGCAUGUCGGUCGGCACCCAGGUAGGGUCCCGAGACAGGGGCCACUUUUAUGGGCUAGAUCUGUACGGUGGGCUCCGCAUGGACUUCUGGUGUGCCCGGCUUGCCACAAAGGGCUGUGAAGAUGACCGAGUCGCCAACUGGCUCCAGGCUGAGUUCCUUAGCUUCCAGGAUGGGGAUUACCCCACCAAGGUUUGUGACACAGACUAUAUCCAGUACCCAAACUACUGUUCUUUCAAAAGCCAACAGUGUCUGAUGAAAAACAGGAAUCGGAAGGUGUCCCGCAUGAGAUGUAUGCAGAAUGAAACGUACAGUGUGUUGAGCUUGGCCAAAAGUGAAGACAUUGUGCUUCGAUGGAGCCAGGAGUACAGCACCUUGACUAUAGGCCAAUUUGGAUGA
Molecule: messenger RNA, 2150 nt
Organism: Castor canadensis (American beaver)
Lineage: Eukaryota; Metazoa; Chordata; Mammalia; Rodentia; Castoridae
Gene: Acrbp
Product: acrosin binding protein
Cellular component (GO): acrosomal vesicle; nucleus
Molecular function (GO): protein binding
Source: RefSeq, a predicted model, not a curated record